This is a messenger RNA of Symbiodinium sp. CCMP2592, 474 nucleotides long. The record is from the annotation of a GenBank genome assembly. NCBI's taxonomy places the organism in Eukaryota, Dinophyceae, Suessiales, Symbiodiniaceae.
AUGCCGGAUAACAUGCUCGUGCAGUCUCUGAAAUUGCCACACGAGGUGGGUCUGAGCCCCUGCCAAGCGAAGGUGAAAGACUUCCAGGAACGACUGUCUAGGCUGGAGUCGACGUUGAGCCACACCGUGGCACAGCACAAGCUGAGCGUUGAGACCACGAAGGAAGAGACCACAAGCAAAACACAGGAAGGCGGCGAAGGUGGUGCCAGCGAAGGCACCGACACCCAGAACGGAGGUGCCGCAGCCACCGCGACAGCCACCCCUGCCGCAGCGCCUCUUGCAGUGGAUCCCCCCCCAGCUGCCCCACCGGCGCCCCCCGUCGCACCGCCUGAGAUACCAUCCCUUCAGCCUGCAGCAGCAGUGGGGCAUGCAGUGCAGAAGGAGGAUUCCCAGAUGCAAAUAGACGAGCCUGCACAAGCUGGCAAGCCUCAAGAAGCUUGCGCUCCCCCUGAAGGUGACAAGAGCGGGGCCUGA